AUGAACGGUCUCGAGCUGUCUCCGAGUUGUGAAUUAUUACCCUGCUGCACCGAUGGGGGGUCAUUGUUGAGCAUCAAGGCCCCUCCAGUCAGCGGGGUCAGGGUUCAGCUGGAGAUGCAGGCGCUGUGGCACCAGUUUGACCAGCUGGGCACCGAGAUGAUCGUCACGAAAUCUGGAAGGAGGAUGUUUCCAACGUUUCAGGUGAGAAUCUCUGGGAUGGAGCCUGCUGCUGAAUAUGUUCUGCUCAUGGAUUUUAUCCCCGUUGACGACAAACGAUACAGGUAUGCGUUCCACAGCUCCUCCUGGUUGGUGGCAGGGCGGGCAGAUGUGGCAGCUCCGAGCAGGAUGCACUUUCACCCAGACUCACCAGCUCCUGGAGCCCAGUGGAUGAAGCAGACGGUGUCGUUCGACACGCUCAAGCUCACCAACAAUCUGCUGGACGACAACGGACAUAUGAUUCUGAACUCUAUGCAUCGCUAUCAGCCACGCUUCCACGUGGUGUAUGUGGACCCAGCGCCCAACAGCCAUUUGAACGCCUACAAGAACUUCUGCUCCUUCUCCUUCCCUGAGACGCAGUUCAUGGCCGUUACCGCCUAUCAGAACCACAGGAUCACUCAACUAAAAAUUGCAAGCAACCCAUUUGCUAAAGGCUUCAGGACUACAGACCCACAGGGAUGGACAAAGAAGUCCAGCUCCGAUGCCAGAGGAGCAGCGUGA
Messenger RNA from Nematolebias whitei (Rio pearlfish), 717 nucleotides. Its product is annotated as T-box transcription factor TBX1. NCBI's taxonomy places the organism in Eukaryota, Metazoa, Chordata, Actinopteri, Cyprinodontiformes, Rivulidae. The record is from RefSeq and is a predicted model, not a curated record. The transcript has 7 exons. Gene Ontology annotation, molecular function: DNA-binding transcription factor activity, RNA polymerase II-specific; RNA polymerase II cis-regulatory region sequence-specific DNA binding. Gene Ontology annotation, cellular component: nucleus. Gene Ontology annotation, biological process: positive regulation of DNA-templated transcription; regulation of transcription by RNA polymerase II; cell fate specification. The coding region runs from base 1 to 717 and encodes 238 amino acids.